AUGGCUGAACAUAACAUGCAGAUUUCACUCUCAAGCUCCUCAGACGAGUCCUCAGACCAAGAAACACCAUUCACCACCGCCAUGAACCCAACAACCGACACAGGUGGUUCAUCUCACCAACAAACAUCAACUGAUUCACCACAACCCUACAGAAAGCCACGUGGCAGACCACCAGGUUCCAAAAACAAACCUAAACCACCUGUUGUAAUAACACAAGACAAUGAACAAGCCAUGAAACCUGCAAUCAUUGAAGUAGCUGCUGGUACUGAUGUUCUUGAAGCUGUUAUCCAGUUUGCUGUUCGUCUUGGUUCAUGUAUCACCAUUCUUAGCGGUUCUGGUACUAUUGCUGUUGCUACACUCCAUUACCCUGUUUGUCAAUCUCCUGCUUUCACUCUUCAUGGACCUUUUUCUUUGUUGACUUUGACUGGUACUUUUUUCUUCCCACCAUCUCCACCACCACCUCCUCCUCCUCCUCUUCCUAUUUCUCUCCCUAUUGCUUCAUCUUCUUCACCAAACCCUAACCCUAACCAGUUAGAACCAUCACCACCAUCUUCUACUUUUGGUAUCACUCUUGCUGGUAUUCAGGGACAAAUCUUUGGUGGCAUAAUUGGUGGUAAAGUUAUAGCUGGUGGUGAUGGUGUUAAGAUUGUUGCUUCUUUGUUUAAAAAUCCUGAACUUCAUAGGGCUACUGGUAUUCUCUUGGAACCGGAUGAUGAUGAUGUUGUCAAUGAUGAUGAUAACGGCGGUGAUGGUGAUCCUGGUGCUGCUGCUGACAAUGUGUCUGGUUUCAAUAUUCCUAAUCCAAUGACUAUGCAUCCUCCACUACAUUCUGAUCCAAACUUCAUGCCAUGGAAUCACCCUUCUCACCCUCGUCCUCCUAAUUUCUGA
Molecule: messenger RNA, 888 nt
Organism: Vicia faba (fava bean)
Lineage: Eukaryota; Viridiplantae; Streptophyta; Magnoliopsida; Fabales; Fabaceae
Source: the annotation of a GenBank genome assembly